AUGAAAUGGAUCCAAUGUCUCUUCAAGGAAAACAGAAUAGAUAUAGUAAACUUCCUCACAUGGUUCACCCUCAUAGCUGACAAGAAAAUAAAUAAGAUCAACACUCUCGUCCUUCAAGGACCUACGGGCACCGGAAAAUCACUGACACUAAAUGCACUUAUUGGCCAACUGAACACAGGCAUUGUCACAAGAACAGGAGAUGCGAACCAAUUCCACCUACAAAACCUUCUUGGAAAAUCAUACGGACUGUUCGAAGAACCCAGAAUCAGUCAAAUAACAAUUGAUGACUUCAAGUUACUCUUUGUGGGAGCAUGCUUUGAGAUAAAUGUAGAACACCAAGAACCAGAAAUGUUAACAAGAAUAACUAUCUUUGUCUCAACAAAGAUAUCAACUACUGGGUACCACCAUCAGGCGGUAAUGCCCUCUACACAACGACAAAAACAUUCCUCCUCCGGAAACCUAUAA
This is a messenger RNA of Penaeus vannamei (Pacific white shrimp), 465 nucleotides long. RefSeq lists its product as uncharacterized. Lineage: Eukaryota; Metazoa; Arthropoda; Malacostraca; Decapoda; Penaeidae. Gene Ontology annotation, biological process: DNA replication. The record is from RefSeq and is a predicted model, not a curated record. Gene Ontology annotation, molecular function: DNA binding; DNA helicase activity; ATP binding.